AUGGAGAGGACCCCCGAAGCCAGGGCUAAGCCACCCAAAGCAGCCCAGCAGCCCAAAAAAGACUCUAACAAUGAGUGGAAAACUACAUUUUCAUCAAGCAAGACUUCCUUCACCAAAGGCAGGGCUUCGAUCCUGAGGACUAAGUACGUCGUCUCCUGGGGUAAAUAUUCAAUCUCCUGGAGCAGAACCACUGUAACUUUGGGCACCACCAGCGUGGCAGUGGGUAAAACCUCAGUGACCCGAGGGGAAACCACCAGCUCCCUCAUCACCCUGACCUUCACUCACGGGACCAAGUCCGUGUCCGUGGUCAAAACCACCCUCCUCAGGGGCAAAGAAAAGCACAGCAACAUCUACUGGAAUUUUCACUCUUGA
Menidia menidia (Atlantic silverside) is the source of this 372-nucleotide messenger RNA. NCBI's taxonomy places the organism in Eukaryota, Metazoa, Chordata, Actinopteri, Atheriniformes, Atherinopsidae. The record is from the annotation of a GenBank genome assembly.